AUGCAUAGAAGGUCUCGCAUGAUUGUCAUUACCGCUACCAAAAAAUUCCAAAGGAAAAUAAACCCCUUCGACCGCAUGCAAGGAAAGCAACCUACAAAGCCUGAAGCUGGCCGUUUGAUCACCUCAGCCCAGCAAGCCCCAGCGCCCGUGUACAUGGAAAACAGAGACAUGAAGCAGACGGUGUAA
Messenger RNA from Parastagonospora nodorum SN15, 186 nucleotides. RefSeq lists its product as hypothetical. Lineage: Eukaryota; Fungi; Ascomycota; Dothideomycetes; Pleosporales; Phaeosphaeriaceae. The record is from RefSeq and is a predicted model, not a curated record. The transcript is spliced from 2 exons. The coding region runs from base 1 to 186 and encodes 61 amino acids.